Molecule: messenger RNA, 708 nt
Organism: Monascus purpureus
Lineage: Eukaryota; Fungi; Ascomycota; Eurotiomycetes; Eurotiales; Aspergillaceae
Source: the annotation of a GenBank genome assembly
AUGGGCACUCUACAAGUAUUCAUCAAAAAUCGAGCGGGUUUCCUUUCCAUGUGGCUCUUCCUGAGACUGGUUGAGACUGGAUACAUUCCCGGAGCCAUGUUCACUUUGUCAACGUGGUAUAAAAACGAAGAAUUGGCUAAACGAGUGGCAUAUUUCUUCUUCGGUAUGUUUUCGGGUAAUGCGCUGAGCCCUCUCCUGGCAUCUGGGGUUCUGCAGCUCGAUGGGCAUCGCGGUAUUAGAGGGUGGCGAUGGCUCUUCAUAAUCGAGGGCAUUUUCACCAUAUUCUUUUCCUUCCUUUUCCUCUUAUUUUUGCCUGGGUCACCCGACUUUCACAGGCCCAUCCUUAGUCCGGGGUUGCUGAGAUUCUCUGAGCCAGAAAGAGAGAUCCUCCGUGAGCGGCUGCAAAGGCUAGACGAUGGAUAUCCUGAAAAGGAUCAUCACUCUAAGAUUCCACUUAGAGUUGUUUGGAAGGCUGUUUUGUAUUACCGUCGCUGGUUACAUUAUUUGUCCACUUUUGCCGUGUUUUCGACGUGGAGUCCUCUGACUACUUACACGCCAUCCAUCAUGAUGUCGCUCGGAUUUGACAGGACCACUGCUAAUGACCUUGCUGCGGUCGGCGGACUUCUGGAACUUGUCGUCGUGUUUGGUUUUGCCUAUAUCGGUGACCUAUCCAAUGUGCGAGGGGUAGUAUUGUCAUUAUCGCUAUAG